CCACCACACCCCCGUUCGCCUUGCUCGCCCACCUUGACACGCCGACCCGACUCUCGCUGUUUUCUUUUUCAAUUUCUCACCUGCAUCCGGCCCUUUUGUCCCUCGUUGUAUUCUUACCCUCGCUAGUAUUCUUUUUUUCUGCUCUGGGGCCGAGCUGCGUUCUUUUUCGAGUCUCUCGCUUUGCGGUAUAAGACCCGCCGACUACACCACACCACCCCUUCUCACCAAGCAGGUCUGCCUCACAUUUACUUGGUUCUUCAACAGCAGCUUUUUGUUACGGAGCUGUGUGUUUAACAGACCAAUUUCAAUUCGCUUCUAUUCCUGUUUCUUACAAUGAAAUACAACGCCGCUCUUGCUGCGGCCCUGGCCACCGCCGUCGCUGCGGACCCGACAUGGCCAUCCUCCAUUGACGAACUCGAGGGCAUCAUGUACCAGCUCACCUCGUUCCGCGCUCGCCACUUUGCCGAUACCGUCAGCCCUUGCUCCAACGAAGCCUCUGGCCCGGGCCGCCAGAAUGCCGCCGAAUGGCUCCGAACCGCUUUCCACGACAUGUCUACCGCCAACACCUUCUUUGGCAUUGGCGGCCUCGACGCCUCGCUUCAGUAUGAACUCAACAAUGGCGAGAACACCGGUACUGGCCACCGCACCACCAUCCAGUUCAUGGCUCCUUAUCUUUCUCCCCGAUCCAGCUUGGCCGACCUUAUUGCUAUGGGUGUCUACACCUCGGUGCGCUCUUGCGGUGGGCCUGCUGUGCCUAUUCGCGCUGGCCGUGUCGAUGCCACCACCUCUGGCAACACUGGUGUUCCCCAGCCCCAGAACUCUGUUGGCACUUUCCAGCAGCAGUUUGAGCGCAUGGGCUUCUCUGCCACCGAGAUGAUCCAGGUCACUGCCUGCGGUCACACUCUUGGUGGUGUUCACUCUGCCGACUUCCCCGAUCUCGUCCCUGAUGGCUCCGCCCCCAACGGCGAGGCUGUCCUCGACUCUACUGUUGCCGUCUUUGACAACAAGGUAGUCACUGAAUACCUUGCUGGAACCACCAAGAACCCUCUUGUUGUCGGCCCCUCCGUCAAGCUCGACAAGCACUCUGACUUCAAGGUUUUCAACUCGGACGGUAACAAGACCAUGAAUGCUCUGGCUGACGCCCAGGCUUUCCAGAACACCUGCAAGACUGUUCUCCAGAAGAUGAUUGAUGUUGUCCCCAAGGGUGUCACUCUGACUGACCCCAUUCAGCCCUACAAGGUCAAGCCCGUUGACCUUCAGCUUACUUUGGCCGAUGCUGGUGCCAACUUGGCUUUCUCCGGCUACAUCCGUGUCCGCACCACUGGUCUUGCCAAGGACAGCAUCAAGGGCAUCACCAUUAGCUACAAGAACCGCAACGGCGCCGCUGGCAGCGACAUCAGCGCCACUGUCCAGGGUGUUACUCAGGGCUUUGACGACACCUUUGCUUGGUUCCCUAUCCAGGCCAAGGUUCCUGUUGGCACUGGUAUCUCGUCCUUUGUCGUUACCGUCAACAACGCCGACGGCACUAGCACCAAGUACGACAACAACGGCAAGGAGUACCCCCUCCAGGAUACUGUCUUGUUCCAGAAGCCCCAGUCCUGCCUUCUGCCCUCCACUGGUGCCCUUACUCUCGUCGCUGCCGUCCGCAACGAUGCUCUCGCCAACGGCGCCAAGGCUACCGUCUCUUACAAGGUUGCUCAGGAUGGCAGCCCCGCUCCUGCUAUCAAGACUGCUCAAGUCGACCUGACCAAGGGCCAGUGCAUCGGCUCUUACACUCUCUUCACCACCCAGUACACCGUUCCUGGCGGCAAGUCCCAGGAGGCCUACGUCGACAUUGCCAACGGCGACAAGGUCGACAGCUUCAAGGCCAUGACUGAUGUUGGCGGUUCCUGCAACGACUUUGGCAACGCCAUCCAGUGCGGCGCUGUCGACCCUCCUGCUAACUCCACCACCGUUAGCAGCACCAGCAUGCCCAUCACCACCAGCAGCAGCGUUCCUGCAUCGACCACCUCUGCUUCUUCCACCGCCAUUCCCACUCCCACCCACAUUGCCACUCUCGGCGGCUACAAGAUGGUUUCCUGCUGGACCGAGGGUGUUGGUGCCCGCGCUCUCAGCGGCGCCGCCUUUGCCAACGACACCAUGACCAACGAAAAGUGCAUGGAUCUCUGCAAGGGCUACGUCUACUGGGGUACCGAAUAUGGCCGCGAAUGCUACUGCGGUAACUCUCUGGCCUCGUCCUCUGGUGCUGCCCCCAUCGACCAGUGCAACAUGGUUUGCGGCGGCAACCCUGCCGAAUACUGUGGUGCUGGUUCUCGUCUUGAGCUGUACUCUACCACCGCUGUUCAACCCACCACCACUGGCACUCUCGCCCACAAGCCCACUGUCGCUCCCUACACCAUGGUCGGCUGCUGGACCGAAGGUGCUGGCGUUCGCGCCCUCGACAAGGCUGCCACCAGUGCCGCCAACAUGACCAACGAGGCCUGCGCGACCUUCUGCAAGAACUACCGCUACUUUGGUACCGAGUACGGCAGCGAAUGCUACUGCGGUAGCUACCUUGCCGACUCCUCGAAGGCCGCCCCCAUUGCCGAGUGCAACAUGCCCUGCGGUGGUGAUCAGUUUGAGUACUGCGGUGCUGCCAACCGCCUCGAGCUGUACAUGGACAAGGACAUCAACGGUGGUGUGCCUGAGCAGCCUGCUGCCAUAGGCAAUUUCGUGCUUGUUGGCUGCCAGACCGAAGGCAACGGUACUCGUGCUCUGGCUGAUGCCUCUAUUGCUCAGGACAACAUGACCAACGAGGGCUGCGGCAACUACUGCAAGGACUACACAUACUUUGGCACCGAGUACGGUCGCGAGUGCUACUGCGGUAACUUCCUUGCCAACUCGUCGCUUGUUGCCGAUAAGUCUGAGUGUAAGAUUACUUGCGCCGGCAGCAACCUCGAGUACUGCGGUGGCUCUAGCAGACUGUCGCUGUACAAGAAGAAGCCUGCUGUUCCUCCUCCUGCCAGCACCUCUUCGUCGACGCCUCCCGCUGGCACUCCCACCACCAAGCCUCCUGCUCGCCGUAGACGCAACUAGAUUUUAGUAUAUAUGUAAAUAGGUUGGCCCAUUUGGCAUAAUAAAAGUCACUGUGUAUAGACA
[Torrubiella] hemipterigena is the source of this 3138-nucleotide messenger RNA. Lineage: Eukaryota; Fungi; Ascomycota; Sordariomycetes; Hypocreales; Clavicipitaceae. The record is from the annotation of a GenBank genome assembly.